Molecule: messenger RNA, 690 nt
Organism: Epithele typhae
Lineage: Eukaryota; Fungi; Basidiomycota; Agaricomycetes; Polyporales; Epitheliaceae
Product: glycoside hydrolase family 61 protein
Exons: 5
Coding region: 1-690 (229 amino acids)
Source: RefSeq, a predicted model, not a curated record
AUGUUCAAGUCCGCCCUCGCUCUUGCUGCGUUCGUCGCUUCAGCGGCUGCCCACUACACCUUCCCCUCACUCGUCGUCAACGGCACGACGACCCCCGCCUGGAUUAACGUUCGCCAGACGAACAACUACAACACCCAAGCGCCCGUCACCGACGUCACCUCCGCCGACUUCCGCUGCUACGACUCCGAGACGGACCCGACCGUGGAGACGAUCACCGUCGCCGCGGGCACCGAGAUGGGAAUCAUGUCCGACGGCACGAUCUACCACCCGGGCGUCGUGAACGUCUACAUGGCCAAGGCCGACGGCGACGUCAGCGACUUCGCGGGUGACGGUUCCGUCUGGUUCAAGGUCUACCAGAUCACCGCCGUCACCGACGGGGGCUCGAGCAUCGCCUUCCCGGCUGAGGGUAUCCCGGGUGUGACCUUCACGCUCCCUGCGGCGCUCCCGACCGGCCAGUACCUGGUCCGCAUGGAGGCGAUCGCGCUCCACGUCGCGCAGACGUUCGGCGGCGCGCAGUUCUACAUCUCGUGUGGCCAGGUCAACGUCGUCAACGGCGGCAGCGGCACGCCCGGACCCCUCGUCGCCAUCCCUGGUGUCUACACUGGCUACGAGCCCGGCAUCCUCAUCAACAUCAACUACCCCAUCCCCACCAACUACACUCAGCCUGGUCCCGCCGUGUGGUCUGGGUGA